AACAGGAGUGUACUCCGCAAAAGUGUUUUAGAAAGAAACGUCAAGGCAAGCGUGGAUUUUCGCCAUCCACCCUCAUCUGGGCCCAGCCACCUGCUGAUUCUUUAAAUAUAUACACGUCUAGAGUCACGAGCCACAAAAACCUUCACUGUGGACGUGUCACCAACAGGUAGUGCGGCUCAACAUCCCAGCAGGUUCUGCUUCACUGGGUUCCGGUUGAGAGCUGAACCUUGUCUCACCACCUGCGCCGGCGGCACUGCCUCGACAUGGCCAUCUCAUCGCGCCUCGCCCUGUGGGAGCAGAAGAUCCGAGAAGAGGACAAGAGCCCCCCGCCCUCGUCGCCCCCGCCCCUCUUCUCCGUCAUCCCAGGGGGCUUCAUCAGGCAACUGGUCCGUGAGACAGAAAAGGAAUCCAAAGAGGCUAGGCGGAGGAAGCAGGCGGUGCUCGCCUCUCCAGAACGAGAGACCCCGGAAGUCCCUGCCAGCCAACCUAAGAGGAAGUCCGGCAGCGAUAACAAACCUGGAGGCCCCCAGCUCACCCAGGAUGGGCAGCCGAAGUCUCCCCAGAGCACAGACAUUCCGGCCACUGAGAGCCAGGGUGCUGGCAGGCUGGACCCCGCCCUGAGGACCAGCAUUAAUGGCGAGAAGCUGCAGGAGCCGGGUCCUGGGGGGACCCCCACCAAAAAGACCCUGCCGGUUAGGAGGGGCGUGAGGAGGGGCGACGUGCUGCUGAUGGUGGCCAAGCUGGACCUGGAUGCAGCCAAGCAUGCACAGCCACAGGAUGCCCUGCCUGUAGCCACAGACCCUGGAGGGGGAGCCAAGGGGGAAAUCCCACAGACUAGCCCUGUGGCUUUGGCCCCAAGGACUGACAAGACCCAAGCUGGGGUUUCUGGGGACUCGGGUCAAGGGUCAAAAAGCGAGAGGGGUCCAGGACUCAGGGGCAAAGGGGUUGGAGCUCCCCAGGCCAAAGGGGGUGAACCCCACGGCACAGAGGGGCCUGGAACCAAACCCCAAACCCAAGAGUCAAGUGAGAGGGGACGAUUAGUGACAGCACAGAAGGAAGGAGGAGGGGACCCCCCCAGCCAGACUGCCAAGGGGACCCUUUCCAAGGGUGCAGAGGCCAAAGAGAAGCUCACGGGGCCCCCAGUUCAGGCAAGAAAGUGGGGAGGGUCUCUAGGCAGAAGGACCAGGGGGGACAGUGUGCAGGGUAAGAAGGACAGAGCAGGUGAGGGCCCAGAGAAGGUGAGCCAGGCGCAGGGGCAGGCUGGUGAAGUGCCCAGAGUGAUGGAGAAUGAGGGGCAGGCAGGCGGGCCCCGGGAGGAGCUGGGAAAGGGGUCAUGUGCCCCGAGCCAGGCAGGAGAAGCAGCUGCAGCCCAGAGGGAGGCAGUGGCAGAAGGCCAGAAAGUCUCCAAGGACGGGGUGUCCAGGGGGGAGUCACCAGGGGCAGCCAGGAGGGAGGGCCAGCGUCAAGGACAGGCUGCAGAGGAGGCCUGCCCAGGAGUGGAGGAAGGGGCUGAGACUCGGCCAGCGGAGCAACAGCCAGCAGCUGGGGAGCCGGCCACCCCAGGGCCUCAGGUGCAGACGCAGAGCCAGCAGGGGCCAGUCUUGGAGGAGGUGGACACAGGAGGCCAGAGUGGAGGAACCUCGGGCCAGAUCCCCGAGGACAGGUGGUACGAGGCGGAGAAGGUGUGGCUGGUUCAGAAGGACGGGUUCACUCUUGCCACGGUGCUAAAGCCGGAUGAAGGAACGGCGGAUCCACCUGCUGGCAGAGUGAGACUUCGCAUGGACGCGGACCACACCACCGUGGAGGUGGCCGAGGAGCAGGUGCAUGUGGCCAACCCUCCUGAGCUGGACCAGGUGGAGGAUCUGGCCUCUCUGGUCAGCAUCAACGAGUCCAGCGUGCUGCACACACUCCUGCAGCGCCACCGUGCGCGGCUGCCGCACACCUGCUCGGGCCCCGACCUCAUCGUUCUGCGGCCCCGGGGACCUGCGGCACCCUCUGCAGGGAAGGUGCCCAUGUCCAGGGGCCGCUGGGGUCACUCACAGGCUCAUGUGGCCUCCCUGGCCCAGCGGGCAUACUGGGCACUGCUGAGUCAACGGCGGGACCAGAGCAUCGUGGCCCUGGGCAGGAGUGGUGCUGGGAAGACCACCUGCUGUGAGCAAGUCCUGCAGCACCUGCUGGAGCUGGCCGGCAGUGUGGACGGCAGGGUGUCAGUGGAGAAGAUCGAAGCCACCUUUACCGUCCUGCGUGCCUUCGGCUGUGUGGCCACGGGCCAGAGUCGCGGUGCCACCCGCUUCGCCAUGGUGAUGUCCCUGGACUUCAACGCCACUGGCCGAGUCACGGCUGCUCAGCUGCAGACAAUGCUCCUGGAGAAGAGCCGGGUGGUGAGGCAGCCGGAAGGGGAGGGGAACUUCGAGGUUUUCUCACAGAUGCUGGCUGGGCUGGACCUGGAUCUCAGGACCGAGCUGAACCUGCACCAGCUGGCAGCCAGCAGCUCUUUUGGCAUGGGUGUGUGGGCCAAGCCAGAAGAGAAGCAGAAGGCGGCGGUUGCCUUUGCCCAGCUCCAGGGCGCCAUGGAGACGCUGGGCAUCUUGGCAAGCGAGCAGCAGGCCAUUUGGCGGGUGUUGGCAGCCAUCUAUCACCUGGGCGCUGCAGGAGCCUGCAAAGUGGGCCGGAAGCAGUUCAUGAGGUUUGAGUGGGCCAAUCAUGCAGCCGAGGCCCUGGGCUGUGAGUACGAGGAGCUCAACACGGCUACCUUCAAGCACCACCUGCGGCAGAUCAUUGAGCAGGUGACAUCUGGGCCAAGCCGGCGAGGCCUUCAGGAAGAGGAGACCAGCUCAGGGCUCAAGAUGACAGGCACAGAGUGUGUGGAGGGCAUGGCCUCGGGCCUGUAUCAAGAGCUCUUUGCUGCCGUGGUCUCACUCAUCAACAGGUCCUUUUCAUCCCAACACCUCUCCGUGGCCUCCAUCAUGGUGGUGGACUGUCCAGGCUUCCAAAGUCCACGGCAUCAGGGCAAGGAACGGGCGGCCACCUUUGAGGAACUAUGUCACAAUUAUGCUCAUGAGCGCCUGCAGCUGCUCUUCCACCAGCGGACCUUCAUCUCCACGUUGGAGCGACACCGGGAGGAAGGUGUUCCCGUGCAGUUCGAUCUCCCGGAGUCCUCCCCAGCGACCUCAGUGGCUGUUGUGGACCAGAGUCCCUCCCAGGUCCACUUGGCAGCUGGAGGAGGCACUGAGAAUGCCAAGGGUCUCUUUUGGGUGUUGGAUGAGGAGGUUCGGUUGGAGGGCUCCAGCGACAGCGUGGUGCUCGAGAGGCUGUGUGCAGCCUUUGAGAAGAAAGAAGCUGAGGCUGAAGGGACCUCUGCCCUGCGCCCCUGCGAACAGCCCCUCCACUGUGAGAUCUUCCACCAGCUGGGACAGGACCCUGUGCGUUAUGACCUCACCGGCUGGUUGCACAGGGCCAAGCCCAACCUUGCAGCCCUGGAUGCCCCCCAGCUCCUGCAACAGUCGAAAAGGGAGGAGCUCAGGAGCCUGUUCCAGGCCCGGGCCAAGCUGCCCCCCGUGUGCCAGGCCGUGGCUGGCCUGGAGGGCACCUCCCAGCAGGCCCUGCGGAGGAGCCGCGUGCUGCGCAGGACGUUUGCCAGCAGUUUUGCUUCGGUGAAGAGGAAGGCGCCGUGCUUCCAGAUCAAGCUGCAGAUGGAUGCCCUGAUCGGUGUGAUCAGAACCUCUCACCUGCACUUCAUCCACUGCCUGGUGCCGACCCCGCUGCUGGAGAGCAGGGGUGGGCAGGGGUUGCCAACGCCUUCCCAGCCAGGUGGAGACAAGCCUGGUGUAGGCGGACCUGUGACCCUGGACAUCCCGGCACUGCGGGUCCAGCUUGCGGGGUCCCACAUCCUGGAGGCACUGCGCUUGCAUAGGGCAGGCUAUGCUGACCACAUGGGGCUCACUCAGUUCCGCCGGCGGUUCCAGGCGCUGGACCCUCCACUCCUGAAGAAGAUCUUGUUAGCCCCGGAGGGAGUAGACGAGAGGAAGGUGGUCGAGGAGCUCCUGCAGAGUCUGGACCUGGAGAAGAAGGCCGUGGCCUUGGGACACAGCCAGGUAUUCCUCAAGGCAGGGGUGAUCUCCAGGUUGGAGAGGCAGCGGGAGAAGCUGGUGUCUCCGAGCAUCGUCCUCUUCCAGGCAGCAUGCAAGGGCUUUCUGUCCCGCCAAGAGUUCAAGAAGCUGAAGAUCCACCGACUGGCAGCCAGGUGCAUUCAGAAGAAUAUGGCUGUGUUCCUGGCGGUCAAGGACUGGCCAUGGUGGCAGCUCCUUGGCUCCCUCCGGCCCCUGCUGAGUGCCACCCUUGGACAUGAACAGCUCCGAGCCAAGGAGGAGGAGCUUAGAGCACUAAGACAGAAGCUAGAAAAAUCGGAGAAACUGCGAAACGAAUUCCGGCAGAGCACGGAUCUGUUGGAGAGCAAGGUUGCCGACUUGACCACAGAACUUGCUGAUGAGCGCUUCAAAGGUGACGUGGCCUGCCAGGUGCUGGAGAGUGAGCGGGCAGAGCGGCUGCAGGCCUUCCGGGAGGUCCAGGAGCUCAAGAGCAAGUGUGAGCAAGUCCAGAAGAAGUUGGGAGAAGUGGAAAAGCAGCUGGAAGAAGCCCAGCAGAAAAUCCAGUUGAAUGACCUAGAAAGGAAACAUGCUGGAGGAGCAGAUGAGUGGCAAAUGCGUCUUGACUGUGCCCAGACAGAGAAUGAGUUUCUCAGGAAGCGUCUACAGCAAUGUGAAGAGAGGUUGGACUCGGAGCUGACAGCCAGGAAAGAGCUGGAGCAGAAGCUUGGGGAGCUACAGCGUGCUUACGAAGGGGCCAAGAUGACAGCCCAACAACUGAAGAGGAAAUGCCACCGCCUGACCUGUGACCUGGAGGACACCCGAGUCCUGCUGGAGAACCAGCAGAGCCGAAACCAUGAGCUGGAGAAGAAGCAGAAGAAGUUCGACAUGCAGCUGGCCCAGGCCCUGGGUGAGUUUGCGUUUGAGAAGAGCCUCCGUGAGAAGGUGACUCAGGAGAAUACCAGUGUCCGAUGGGAGCUGGGCCAGCUCCAGCAGCAGCUGCAGAAAAAGGCGCAGGAGGCCUCUCAGCUGAAGCAGGAGGUAGAGAAGCUGCAGGACCAGAAACGGGAGCUGCUGGGGUCCCCGUCUCUGCGGGAAAACUGUGUUGCUGGAUUGAAAGAGAAGCUCUGGAAGCUGGAAUCCAAUGCCCUCGAGCAGCAGAAGAUUCAGAGCCAGCAGGAAAGCACCAUCAAGCAGCUGGAGCAGCUCCGCCAGCAGUUUGAGCUGGAGAUGGAGAGGAUGAAGCAGAUGCAUCAGAAGGACCGUGAGGACAAGGAGGAGGAGCUGGAGGACGUCCGUCAGUCCUGCCAGAAGCGGCUGCGUCAGCUGGAAAUGCAGCUGGAGCAAGAGUAUGAGGAGAAGCAGAUAGCUCUCCACGAGAAGCAGGACUUGGAAGGCUUGAUUGGAACCCUCUGUGAACAGAUUGGCCAUCGUGACUUUGACGUGGAGAAGCGUCUUCGGAGGGACCUCAAGAGGACACAUGCGCUGCUGUCAGAUGUGCAGCUCCUUCUGGGGACCAUGGAGGAGAGCAAGACAUCAGUCAGCAAGGAGGAACUGGACAAAGUGCACAGCCAGCUAGAACAGAGUGAAGCCAAAUGUGAGGAUGCCUUGAAGACACAGAAGUCGCUGACCACAGACCUGGAGAACAUGCACAGUGAGCUGGAGAACAUGACCCGCAACAAGAGCCUGGUGGAUGAGCAACUAUACAGACUGCAGUUUGAAAAGGCAGAUCUCCUGAAGCGCAUUGAUGAGGACCAGGAGGACCUGAAUGAACUCAUGCAGAAGCACAAGGACCUCAUUGCUCAGUCUGCUUCUGACAUUGGACAAAUCCAAGAACUGCAGCAGCAGCUGGAGGAAGCCAAGAAGGAGAAGCACACACUGCAAGGGCAACUGCAAGUGGCUCAGAUGCGCAUUGAGUACCUGGAGCAGUCUACUGUGGACAGAGCCAUCGUCAGCAGGCAGGAAGCCGUUAUCUGUGACCUGGAAAACAAGACAGAGUUCCAGAAAGUUCAGAUCAAGAGAUUUGAGGUCCUGGUGGUCAGGCUCCGUGACAGCCUGAUCAAGAUGGGUGAGGAACUGUCGCAAGCAGUGGCAGCGGAGGCACAGCAGCGGGAGAGCAACCAGUAUUACCAGAGGCGCCUGGAGGAGUUGAAGGUUGAUAUGGAAGAGCUGGUGCAGCGGGAGGCGGAGGCCAGCCGUCGCUGCAUGGAGCUGGAGAAGUAUGUGGAGGAGCUGGCAGCCGUGAGGCAGACCCUGCAGACAGACCUGGAGACGUCCAUCCGGAGGAUUGCUGACCUCCAGGCAGCCUUGGAAGAAGUGGCUUCCAGCGACAGUGACACUGAGAGUGUCCAGACGGCGGUGGAUUGCGGCCCUGGCAGCAGAAAAGAGAUGGAUAGCAUCUCCAUCAUCAGUUCCCAGCCCGAGGGCAGUUUGCAGUCCUGGUCGAGCUGUACCCUCUCGUUUGCUGCAGACUCAGCGAGGAGCCCCUCUCGACAGUCAACUGUCAGCAGCCACAUCCACAGCCCCAGGAGGACUGUGGAGCGUGGAGAUGCAUCGGCAAUGGCUCUGGCCAGAGCCUGGGAGAGCAAGACCCAGGGAGAGAGGGGGACCGUGUCUCCCCGCUCUAUCCCCCAGCAGAAGUCCUGUCACUCUAGAGACAGCGAAGGAUUAGGUUUCCAGAGGAAGCCAGCUGCGGAGAGAUCCGGAGCUCUGUUCGCCUCCCCAUCCCAUCGGAGUCCAGACACAUCCCCGUCGCCCAGGGAAAAGCUGCCCAGCCCCUCAGCCGCCCUUUCGGAGUUCGUGGAAGGACUUCGGAGGAAGAGAGCCCAGAAGGGCCCAGGGACCAGCCUGGGCCUUGAGGACUGGCCAACUCUGCCCAUCUAUCAGACCACUGGGGCAUCCACGCUUAGGAGGGGCAGCAGGGCUGGCAGCGAUGAGGGCGACCUCUCAUUGAGAGCCGGGGCUAGGUCGUCCCAGGAAACCAGCGACCUGGCUUCCUCCGGCACCUCAGCAGGUCUCCUGCGCUCCACCAGCCUCAAAUGCAUCUCUUGGGAUGACACCCAGGGCGCGGGCGCGCUCCCGGAGAAGCGGAAGACGCGGUUCAACUCCUGCGAAGCCUUGCUAGAGUCAGGCCCUGGCUCUGGGAGACAACUGGGCUCCUCAGGGAUACUCGGAGACAGGCUCUUGUCGCCCACGCUGCGGCCCCGGAGGCGGUGUCUGGAGGCCUCCGUGGAUGACGCAGGCUGUCCAGAGCUGGGGAGGGAACCGCUGGUCUUCCAAAACCGCCAGUUUGCGCACCUGAUGGACGAUACUUCCCCAGACAGCGACCCUUGUGCCUGGAAGCUGCCAGGCCUCCACAACCAGCGUAAGGCCAAAGUGGACUUUGAUGACUUCCUGCCAGCCAUCCGGAAGCCGGGGACGCCCACUGCCUCAUUCAGAGCUGUCCGAGAAGGAGCAGGCAGCCCACGGUCCCCCAGCGUCCAUUUUGAGAUGGAAGACGCCGACCGUAGCUUUGUUUCGGGGAUCAAGACCAUCCUGAAGAAGAGCCCGGAGUUCAAGGAAGACCCUGGGCACCUGUCGGACUCAUCCUCCUCGUCCAGCUCUAUUGUGUCCUACAAGAGUGCCGACAGUAUCAAGAGCCGCCCUGGACUUCCACGGCUCCAGGGUGAUGGUGGGGAGGCGCGGGCAUCCCCAGAGAACAGGGGAGAACAGGCCUCAGUGAGAAGAGACAACAACAAUGACAACGAUGUGGAGAGCAUCAUGAAGAAAUAUCUCCAAAAAUAGGAGAAAGAGCCAGCUUCUUCUGAUGCACCUGACCUCAAAGACUUGUGGCUCUACAACUGUUUGGGGAGACAGGGAGAGAAAGACUGGCCAGGCCUUUCUCAAGGAGCCACCAGUCCCGAGCCAGCCAGCCAGCCAGCCAGCC
This is a messenger RNA of Ochotona princeps (American pika), 8010 nucleotides long. RefSeq names its product myosin XVIIIB (gene MYO18B). Lineage: Eukaryota; Metazoa; Chordata; Mammalia; Lagomorpha; Ochotonidae. The record is from RefSeq and is a predicted model, not a curated record. Gene Ontology annotation, molecular function: cytoskeletal motor activity; ATP binding; protein binding. Gene Ontology annotation, cellular component: myosin complex.